This is a messenger RNA of Acromyrmex echinatior (Panamanian leafcutter ant), 1233 nucleotides long. RefSeq lists its product as hypothetical. NCBI's taxonomy places the organism in Eukaryota, Metazoa, Arthropoda, Insecta, Hymenoptera, Formicidae. The record is from RefSeq and is a predicted model, not a curated record. Gene Ontology annotation, molecular function: sequence-specific DNA binding.
UUAAUAAAAAUAUACUCAUUCGAUGUGUUUUCACUCAAAAUGAAAAAUCUGACAAAAAAACGUGGCGGUCGGCCUCGUGUAUUGAGUUAUUAAGCGCUAAAAUCGGAGACUUUAGAGAAAUCAUGCCAGUGUGUAUAAAACAUUGUACUAGUCGUACGUCACAUAGUAAGACAAAAAAUGUGAAAUUUUUUCGAUUUCCAAAAGAAGCAAUUAGUCGUCAGCAAUGGCUCAAAGUCAGUCAAAGAACGAAAUUAAAUAUCAAAGUUGAUACGGCAAUAUGUAGUAAUCAUUUUGAUACUGAUUGUUUCGCAAUGGUAUGGACAAAACCAAGAUUGAAAAAUAUACUACCAGCCAGAAAAGUGCAACGAUUAAAAAAAGGUUGUAUUCCAACAAAAAUGUUAAUAUUAAAAAAGAAGAGGAAAAUACCAGAGAGUAAAGAAAAUAUAAAGAGGAAAGAAAAAAAUGUACCAACUGGAAUAUCAACAUACGCAAAAGUUCCUGGAUACCCAUAUGUAUACAAGAUAAAUACAAGAUAUAAACAAGAGAAGCAUCAUUUGCAGUCACAUAAAGAAAUUGUGCAACAUGUGAAAGCAGAAACUGCAAAAAAUGUACAAAAUACUAAUCUUGUAAAUAUUAAUAAUAUUAAAAAAGUUAAUAACUUUUUUAUAGAAGAAAUUUUACAACAUAAGGAUUUGAUAAAUGACACAACAAAUGUAGAGAUACUUGAAGAAGUUAAUAAUCAUGAUGUUUCAAUAAAAAAUGGAUCAAUGAAAAGGAAGGCCGGAUUAUUAUUAAGGAAGGCAUUAGAAAAAUUAGAAGAAGAAAGGCUAAACAAAAUAUUGGAACGAAAUAAAAAAAUGAAUAUGCAAAUUAAAGAGAUAUAUGCACGAGCGACACAGACAUUACAAGAAUUCAAAAUGUCAUGUUCAAUGGACAGGAAGAAGCAAGCCAACACAAUACCUAUCUAUAAAAGGAAAAUAUUGACACCAGGCCAAAUUGCAAAGUUGUCGACUAAGCGUCGCAUAGAAUGGUCAUACGAAGAUGAGGUAGACUAUGCAAUAUAUCUAAACUCAUUAAGCCCUAAAGUUUACAAAUACUUGACAAAAAAGAAAAUGCCAUUACCGUCUGUAAACACUUUGCAAAAUUGGAUUGAAAACAUUAAUUUAAAAAAUUAAUGAUGCAUCACAUCAGAAAGCAUUAUCAUAAACAUAAAUAUUUCAUAGAUUGUUCUAU